UUACAACAAUAAAAGAUAACAGCUGGAGCCCCUUCGGCACCGCACCCUCUCUUCCUCUUCUCUAGGGUUCCACAUUUUCCAAAUUAUAACCAUCUUCCCUCGUCGCUCGGUUCAUACAUAUUUUUAAUCAUUUCUUUUCUUGUUUGAAAUUUCGAUCAAAAGUUUAGGGUUGAAACAGUAGGCUGUUUGUGUCCGGGACGGUAUCGGUGAUGAGCGCCAGCAGCAACGGCGGUCCUGAAUCGCCGUCGGGUCAGAGAACCGACUCCGUUGGCGACGAGCGUACCUUUGUUUCAACUGGUGGGGGUGAUUCCGGGGCACGCUUGGGAUUAGAUGCAGUGGGUUCCACUGACGGAGCAGCUAGGGUUUCACUGGCGGACGCCGAUGGAUCAGUUGAAACGAGGGUUUCUAGCAAUAUGAGUGAAUCUAGGGUUUUGAAGCUAGAAGAGGAGGAAAUUAGACGCGGAGAUGCGAGUGGCGGUGCUCUGGAGAAUCAGCCUAGUUCUUCUGUUUUAAGGGGGAACACUGAUGAUAAAAAGAAGGCUGAUUUACGGAACGGUAAUUCUGAUAAGAGAGUAAAAAGUGCGGCGGAGGAUUAUGAUUCAAUUUUGUCGGAAUUUGACCAGUUUGCCGCUAAAGGAUUGGGUGAGGCUGUUGGAUAUGGGUAUGAAAUUGGAGAUAUGGUGUGGGGUAAGGUGAAAUCGCACCCGUGGUGGCCUGGACACAUUUAUAAUGAGGCGCUUGCUUCUCCUUCUGUUAGGAGAAGUAAGCGAGAGGGCCACGUGUUGGUAGCAUUUUUUGGGGACAGUAGCUAUGGAUGGUUUCAACCAGGGGAGUUGGUUCCUUUCGAAGAGAACUUUGCGGAGAAGUCUCAGCAAACAUCCUCACGGCCUUUUGUGAAGGCGGUGGAGGAAGCUGUAGAUGAGUUAUCAAGAAGACGGAGCUUGGCUUUGGCCUGCCGAUGUAGAAAUGAGUUCAAUUUCUGGCCCUCUAGUGUCCAGGGUAACUUUGUUGUGGACGUGGGCGAUUAUGAGCCUGGGGUUUAUUCAUUGACUCAGAUAAAUAAGGCAAGAGAAACAUUUCAGCCAAUAGAGAUGCUUUCUUUUGUUCAGCAUUUGGCUUUGACACCCAUCGCUAACCAAAAUCGGACCAUUGGGUUUAUCAAGAACAAGGCCACAGUUCUGGCAUGCAGAAAAGCACUGUAUGAAGAGUUUGAUGAGACAUAUGCACAGGCCUUUGGAAUGGUGCCAGUUCGCCCUCCUAGGCCCAGUGCACCGGUGGCUGUGGAUCCAUCCAAAGCUCCAUUGAGUGGCCGACUGGUGAUUGCUGAAGCCCUUGGUAAGAGUAAACUCUCUGCAAAAAGUCCUAAAACGAAAGAGCAACUGGAGAAGGACAAAUAUCUUUUUAAACGGCGAGAUGAACCAAAUCACAUAAAGACCAAGAAAGCAAGUUCAACUCAAGCGGUCCGCGCUGCUCUUUCAAUUUCGCUUGAUGGAUCGGGGUUAUCAGGGAUGCUAGCGGACUCUGGCAUAAAAGGCCACAUGCACCAAACUUCUGUAUCUGGUAUCAGUGAUGGUCAGCAUCAACCCACGAAUGAUCAGGCAUCCAUUGUCAGUGAUAUCAAAUCUUUUGAAGCUUCCAGGAAACUUGUUGAAGGUGGAGUGAAGAAAGUCAAGGUACACAAGCGGCGUGCCGGGGAAUUGAAUGCUGAAAAUGCAACCCCAAUUGAGGAAGAGAAAAAGAAGAAGAAAAAGAGAAAGAAAGAAAUAAACAUUGAGCGGCCAACUGGGGAAUUGACUGCUGAGAAUGUAAUUCUGGUUGAGAAGAAGACGAAAAAGAAAGAAAUAAGAGCCGAAACCAGCACUGACCCUGUGCAGUUGCCUCUUGCUAAUAGCAGCGGAGUAGCAGUGGAGAAAGUACCAGAAAUGCUAUUUGAUGUUCCACUUGAUGCUAAUAAACAGCCUGGCAAUGAGAAGGAUGGUGUAUCCGGUUCUUCAUCUCUGGUGGAGGCACAGCGAGCAGUUGACCUUGGGCAAGUAGAACUCCAACAACUAGUGACAGAUCUGCGUGCUCUUGCCCUCAAUCCAUUUCAUGGAGAGGAGAGAAAUUGCCUAUCUAUCACCCUAUCAUUUUUCUUGAAGUACCGCUCUCUUAUAUAUCAGAAGAGCUUGGUUUUAUCGCCGCCAACUGAGAAUGAGACAAGUGAAGUGCAUUCCAAUCUCUUACCUGCUUCUACUGCUUUGCAUGGUCCUGGUGAUAAUGACAAGUCAUCUGUGAAGCUUACGAGACCUUCGGUCAGGCCUGAUGAUCCAACCAAAGGUGGUAAGAAACGUGUUCCACCCGACCGUCCGGAAGCCAUUAAGAAAAGAAAGAAACUUGAUGGCUCAGAGGAUGUGAACAAAAAGAAAAAGCUCGUUGACUCAGAGGACAUCAAGAAGAAGAAGAUAAUAAACGAGUCGAAGUUGUCAACUGUGGAAAAGAAGAUUCCCCAGAGGUCUACUGAAUUGCAGUGGGGGGAUAUGAAGGAAAUUACUGAAAAAAAUGUGCCUCCAACACUAACAAAAGCAGGAAAAUUAGAUUCUGGUAGGAGAAUGGAGCAACCAGCGAGAGUGCCCAAUCCAACUAUGCUAGUCAUGAAGUUUCCAACUGGUGCGGGUCUUCCAUCUGGUGCAGAGCUGAGAGCAAAAUUUGCUCGUUUUGGUCCCCUUGAUCAUUCGGCUACUCGAGUGUUUUGGAAGUCAUACACAUGUCGUCUGGUCUUCCGGCAGAAGGUUGAUGCACAAGCUGCGUUGAAGUUCGCAAUUGGAAGCAGCAACUUAUUUGGAAAUGCAAACGUGCGGAGCUACAUCAGGGAGGUGGGAGCCGAGGCAGUGGAAUCAGAACCUGUCAGGGUUCAGAAGGAAGACUCAGCUGGGGUCACGCAGUCCAGAAACUCCACACUUGAGCACCGGACGUCUGCGAAAGUCACUGUGCAACCACCUCAGCAGUCGGUGCAGCUCAAGUCCUGCCUCAAGAAGCCGUCUGCUGAAGAAGGCGGUAAUGGCAAUGGUAGAGGUACCCGUGUAAAGUUCAUUUUGGGUGGGGAGGGAAGCACUAAAACUGAACAACUUUCUAGUUUUCCUGAGGGUACAUCAUCUUAUGCACAUUCAAUGGAUUCUGUUAGUAAGAAUUUGCCAACAUUUGUUCCUCAAUCCACUGUUACUCCUUUGCCUGCUCAUCAGUUCCAAAACUUUCCAAUUAAUAUGCCUACUGCUGAGCCACCACCUAGAUCUCUUAACGCCCCACCCGCCACACCCACAAACGACAUUUCGCAACAGUUCCUAAGUCUUCUAAUAAGGUGCAAGGAAGUGGUAACCAACUUGACUGAGGUAUUAGGCUAUGCGCCUUACCAUGCUCUUUAAGAUUGGAUUGAAAAGUGAGGAUGACGCUUUUAAGAAACGGGACGAAAAUAAUCAGUUCAGAGUUGAUGAACGACAACCAGUGAGGUGCGGUGUGGAUGGAGACGAACCAGACAAUCAGUUGAUCUGAGAGAGUGGGUUCCAGUUGAUCCGAGAAAGUGGGUUCUGUGGAGACGAACAAGACAAUGAGUUGAGCAAAUUCUGUUUCUGUGUCAAGAUUUGCAAAUGCAAAAUUAAGAUUGUUGUUAGUGAUAACGUUAGAGUUCUCUACCUCCGACUUCUAUAAUUUUCUCUUUCUGUUGCUACUCUUUUCAUGUGAAAUUAUUGCCUUGUCUCCUUUUAA
Sesamum indicum (sesame) is the source of this 3738-nucleotide messenger RNA. RefSeq names its product PWWP domain-containing protein 1. The record is from RefSeq and is a predicted model, not a curated record. Lineage: Eukaryota; Viridiplantae; Streptophyta; Magnoliopsida; Lamiales; Pedaliaceae.